Microthlaspi erraticum is the source of this 588-nucleotide messenger RNA. The record is from the annotation of a GenBank genome assembly. Lineage: Eukaryota; Viridiplantae; Streptophyta; Magnoliopsida; Brassicales; Brassicaceae.
AUGGCUCUCCAAAUGAGAAGGAGUGAGGAAACUGAGAGUGAUGAGGAAGGAGAAGAGGUGAACCAAUUGGUUGAUGAAGAUGACCAAGAGGGGAACCAAGAUGAGCCAAUGGAAGAGGCUGAGGAAGAGCAAGAGGAGGAUGAGCUCCCCAUGUACCAAGAGCACUACAAUGCUCUCUUCUCCAUGGACUUUGUGGAGACCAAGUACCCACACGAUGACACCAUGAGGCUUGGAUCUUUGAGGAUGUGGAGUUGGUGCUCAAGAACAUGCAAUUGGCCAAGUUCUUCUCUCACCGCAUGGAGUCUUACAAGGAGCUCACUUGAAGAAGAACUCCAAAGAGUUGGGCUACAAUCGCUGAGGGGUACUCUUCCUCAAGGUCCAAGGCUGCCAGAUCAGGAAGUCCCAGUGCUUAGAUAUGUCCACAAGGCUCUUGCAAACACCUUCUUUGCAAGGAAAGCCACUGGAACAAUCAAUGAGGGAGAAGUGAAGCUCCUUGACAUGGGAAUCAAGCCCAUCAUCUCACGCACAAGGAUGGGAAGAAGGAUCAGAGGAGAUAGGCACACGCAGGGAACUCAUGCCUCUCCUUGA